AUGAAUCAAGACCCAGAAGAUGAAAUAAUUAAGCUUCGUAAUGUCAUUUUAGACAAAACCCAAGAAAAUGCCCUUUCCGCCCGUUUUCAAGCACUUUUUUCCUUAAAAACACUUGGAAAAAAUUAUAAAAAAGCUAUUGAUAUGAAAGGAUUUUGUGAUGAUUCAGAACUUUUAAAGCAUGAAAUUGCAUAUGUUUUAGGCCAAACACAAAAUAAAAAAGCUAUUAUUCCACUUGAAAAAAUACUAAAAAACGAAUCAGAAGAAAUAAUAGUUCGACAUGAAGCAGCAGAAGCGCUAGGUGCUCUGAAUAGUCAAGAAAGUUUACCACUUCUUAAAUUUUUGAAAGAAAAUGAUCCUUCUCAAAUUAUUCGUCAAACAUGCGACCUAGCAAUUCAACGUAUUGAAUGGGAAAAUUCAAGUGAAUCUGAGAUCGAAAAAUUAACACCAAAUAUAUUUGAAUCGGUAGAUCCAGCACCACCUUUACCAGAAGAUCCAGAAAUUGGGAUAGAAAACGAAGUAAAAAAACUAGGUAAUGAACUAAUCGAUCAAAAACUAUCAUUAUUUUAUCGAUAUCGUGUAAUGUUUCGACUUCGUAAUAUUGGCACAGAUGUAGCAAUUGAAGCACUUGCACAAGGCUUUAAAGAUCCAUCUGCAUUAUUUCGACAUGAAAUUGCCUAUGUUUUUGGUCAAUUAUGUUCACCACAUUCUAUACCAUAUUUAACAAAUGUUUUAUGUAACCAAAUGGAAGAAACUAUAGUUCGCCAUGAAGCUGCUGAAGCAUUAGGAUCUAUUGGUAUUCCAGAUGUUCAAUCUCUUCUCAAAACAUUUAUACAUGAUAAGGAAAGAAUAAUUAGAGAAAGCUGUAUUAUUGCAAUAGAGAUGUGUAAAUGA
This is a messenger RNA of Pneumocystis murina B123, 891 nucleotides long. RefSeq lists its product as hypothetical. The coding region runs from base 1 to 891 and encodes 296 amino acids. Gene Ontology annotation, biological process: peptidyl-hypusine biosynthetic process. The transcript is spliced from 5 exons. The record is from RefSeq and is a predicted model, not a curated record. NCBI's taxonomy places the organism in Eukaryota, Fungi, Ascomycota, Pneumocystomycetes, Pneumocystales, Pneumocystaceae. Gene Ontology annotation, molecular function: deoxyhypusine monooxygenase activity.